GGGUAGUCCCCAGACCAACAUUCUGACCUGUCGCCCGGCCGUCUGUUUGACUGGCGGUCACAUCUGUGGUCCCAAGACUGGCUAGCCAUCAUGCCUUGACAUUCACUGAGCAUCUGGAGACUCGAUCUUUGUGUUACCUCCACACCAUCUCUGGCAUGAUACUACCAAGACUUCUUUUACUUCAAUGGACAGGAGGCUCUAACCUAAUCAUCUCGCACUUGCUCAUCUCUGAACAUUUGCAAUCGGCAUCCCACGCAAAACAUCAAAAGCACAAUGGUCAAUUGGAAACAACCCGAGUCAGCCGACCGUCUCUGUGCGGCGCUCGUCGUAGCCCAUCCGAGUCUAAAGCUCGACUACAAUGCCAUAGCCACCUACUUCGGACAGGGAGCAACAUACGACGCAAUUCAAAACCGCUUCCGAAAAGUCCACUCAUUCGCCGAUCAACUCCGACAGGAAGCCAUAGAACGGGGAGUCACCGAUCUCCCCGUUGCGAAGGCCCGAAAAUCCACUAUCGGCAGUAUUGCCUCUCCUGCUCCACGAACACCCCGUAUGGGCCGCAACGGGAUCCAGAAGCCUGUCUCCUCAUCCUCAUCUCGAAAGAGACCCGCUUCCAGAACACCCGCCAACUUGAUAACACCAACCCGAAGCGGAGCCGGUUCAAGCAAAGCCGGACAGUCUAUUAUGGAUGCAAUCUCUCUAGAAGAUGACAUGCUCGACGAUGGAAGGGCCGAUAUGAAGCCUCCGCUCAAAGCGGAGUCCAGGUCUGCGCAAAUCUCAACAAUGGCAGGUCCUGCUUCCGACGAAAGUGAUGUCGAGAUCAUUGAAAUGCCUCCUUCGCCUCCGGCACAUACAACGGGCAAAGUCGAGGGGUUUUAUGUAUCGACAUCGAGCUUUCCUUCUUAUCCUAAUUUCAGCGUGAGCAAUGGGAUUACUAGCUCAACUGUCAAACGCGAACGUGAGCAAAAUCGCUUGCCGGAAUUCGAGGAUACGCCCGUUAACGGUACGAAUUCUACUCCAUCAACAUCAAGCGUCUUCAGCAAUAGAAAGAGUAACAAUGACACUACUCUCGGCAUAUCCAGUAUAGGCGGGUUCGCCCAUAAUAGUAGCUCAGCCUACGAGAUGGACGAUCCAUGGAGUGAAGUUGCAUGAGAACCGAGAUCAGAACAAUGCUGCUUUAUCUCUCGUUUCUGGAAGAAGUCGAUCUGAUUCUACAUUGCAUAGUCCGUCUAGCUUUCCUUGGUUUCGGUUCUAGGUUUUUUUUUUUUUUUUUUUCUUUACUGGAAAGGCGUUCCCU
Molecule: messenger RNA, 1294 nt
Organism: Aspergillus piperis CBS 112811
Lineage: Eukaryota; Fungi; Ascomycota; Eurotiomycetes; Eurotiales; Aspergillaceae
Exons: 2
Coding region: 274-1149 (291 amino acids)
Source: RefSeq, a predicted model, not a curated record